Molecule: messenger RNA, 1138 nt
Organism: Racocetra persica
Lineage: Eukaryota; Fungi; Glomeromycota; Glomeromycetes; Diversisporales; Gigasporaceae
Source: the annotation of a GenBank genome assembly
AUGCAUAUUCCUCACGGGAUUCAUGUGUCAAUAUUGGAAAACUCUUCGUUUACAUCGUCUGAUCUCCUUCAUUUGGCUUUAUCUUGUAGUCAAUGGGCAAAAUAUGCCCUUUCUCAUUUAUGGAGAGCUAGGAAAUUUAUGGACAAUGAUUCUCUUCAACGAUUUAGAUCAACCCUUUCUGAAUCUAAUUUAUUAUUUCCAUAUGGUGAAUAUGUAACAAAAAUUCAGCUAGAUGAAGCAGAUAGACAAUCUUCAAUAUGUAUUGAUGCUACCUUAAUUAUUUUCUUAGCCAAUACUUGCCCAAAUCUUAAAGAUAUUCAAUUUAAAUUUUCUUCAAAGGCUCGUCCUGAUAAACCUUGGAAAUUACCUUUAAAUCUUUUAAGUGAUAGAUUGAUUCGUAUCAAUCUAACCACUUAUGAACAUGUAGUUAAUGAUGUUGAUGCUCUUGAUGAUUUUGACAAAGUUAGAAACAUUGAAAAUGAAGUAUCAACUCCUCAGAACUUUGCUCGAAGUAUUGUAAAUUUAUUCACCACUAGUUCUAAACCAAAACAAAUUAAUUUUAAUAAUAAUGAUGUCAAUAAUAAUUUUGAUGCAUUGUGCGAAGCUGUGCUUCCCGGUAAUAUUAAUAGCAUUAGGUUAUAUUAUCCAAGAAUGACUCUGAAUAUUUGGGAAAGGUUCACUAAAUGUGCUGGUAAUUCUCUUCUAUCUAUUCGAAUAAUUCUCAAUCAUGCUACCAUGACAUUUGAAGAUCCAUCAGAAAUUGCUAUCUUAUUUGGCAAAUAUUGCAAAAAUUUAAGAAAAUUUGAUUUAGAAGCACUUCAAUGUCCUCCAAUUUCUUAUUCAGCAAUGUCAUUUAUGUUUGAUAAUUGUUUAAAAUUAGAAAAGAUUGAUGCUCCUAUUUCUGGUGAAGUAUUAGACAUAAUUCAUACUUCUAAAUCAUUAAAAUCAAUUUCUUUUAAUGAUAUUGUUCAAGGACAAUCUUUAAAAGCAACUUUUAAAAUGAAUAAUCUUCAAAGUCUUGUUUUUUUGAAGAUUGAUGGUCCUUGUGACCUUUCAUUUCUUGAAAUGUUUCCAAAUCUUCAACAUAUACAAAUCUGGGAUUUUCCUUCUUUCACCUAUGAAUCUUUUAGAAGAAUUA